This is a messenger RNA of Cariama cristata (Red-legged seriema), 1246 nucleotides long. RefSeq lists its product as uncharacterized. Lineage: Eukaryota; Metazoa; Chordata; Aves; Cariamiformes; Cariamidae. The transcript is spliced from 6 exons. The record is from RefSeq and is a predicted model, not a curated record. The annotation marks the transcript as partial.
AUGUCUCUCCAUGCAGUAGCUCUAGCCAGCUACAGCAGCACAGAAGUCUUCAAGCACCGCUGCUCUAAAAAGUUAAACCACGAAAGCCUAAAGGUGGCUUUCACCGAGUCAGCGUAUUCUUCAAAUGCCUCAGUGAGGAUUAGCUGCCUUGCUCCAACACCUCAAAUCUCCGUUCUCUCAGAUGAAUACUCAAGGCCAGCAGUGAUUGGACAUGCUGGAAGUUUUGGAUCCUACCCAGACAGUGCUGAAGCUAUCAGAGACAUUCUCAUGUCUGUUUUAAAUGCAUCUGGUUUGAAGCCCUCUUUGAUGCUGGAGCAGACCACAAUGCAGAGAGCUGAGCAUCCUGACAGUGACAUGGAACAGUGGGAAGAAAGCAGCGCUGGGGAUAGCAGAGAUGACAGCGACAGCGAUUCUGCACAUCACAAUGCUGCCUGUACACAAACAGACAUUCGGUUUACAAGGCACCAGGCGUGUUGGGACAACACACGCUGCGAUUCCUCUAAACCUUCACUGGGUGCUUUCUUUUGUCCCUGUUACUCUGACGGGGAUCCUGCUGCUUCCUCCUUGAAUGGUUUCACUCUUUCAGAUGUGUCCCCUCUGAAGCGGGACUGCUUUACCCAGGUGACGUUAACAGGAGGCACUGUCACAUCAACUGUUGUGCAUUCUGGAGAAGAACGUUAUACCUCCCCUGAGCAAGACUUGACUUUCACAAGGUUUCUUUCCGAUUCAACUGUUGGUAAGCCAGCAGAUCUGUUGAAAUACCCCGAUGCUUUGGAGCCUGUGCCCAUCAGCAACAGUGACAGCAGUUCUCCCAGUGGACAUUCCCAGUCAGAGCCAGUCAAUCGAACAGGUUCUACUUCUUUGAACGUAAGUGCUAUAGCCUUGAAUCGUUCGUUGCAGGACAUCUGCAUGCUUCCAGAAGAUGUGGAGAAGGAAAACGCACACUUUUUUGUUGCAGAUAUGAUUAUAGCAUCACUAGAAAAAAUGAAAUGUAAUAUCCUAAGCCAACAAGCAGAGUCCUGGGGUGUGGAGGAAACAAGUGGAUCAGAUGGCAGCUAUCACACUGAUUCAGAGUUACCUUCUUACCCUGGAGUGAAGAAGUCUGAUUCUUCUGUUGCCUCUUCAGACAGUGGUUAUGAAGGCUGUGCGGUGCUGCCUGUCAGCUCCCCAGUGCAUCUACCAUCACAUCAUGAGGUUACCAGAUUUCAUUGCCACAGUGACUCAGAGGAUGAAUAUGUAAUUAUUG